AUGCACUUCAAAUACCUCGCCGCCACCGCUUUCGCGGUCGCCGUGACAGCCGCCCCAACUGCCCAUCAGCCCGGAGUUGCAGUCGAAGCCAAGCGCGAAGCCCACAACGAGGGCUACGGCCACAACAAGAACACCUGGGGCUCCGGCGGCACCUGGGGCGACAACGCAAACCGCCCCAGCAACUAUGGCGGCCGCGCCGACGGCUACAAGGCGAAGCGUGAAGCUCACAACGAGGACUAUGGCCACCAGAAGCAGGACUGGAACCACGGAAAGAAUAAUGGUCAGGGCUGGAACCAUGGCAAAGCCCAGGGCUACGGUCAGGGCCAGGGACAUCACGGUAAUGGCUGGAAGGAGAAGCGCGAUGUUGACAAGCGCUCGGCUAAGCCUGGCUGGGGUGGUGGUGGCGGUGGAGGCGGCGGUGGCGGUGGUGGUGGAUAUGGUAAUGAUGGGUAUGGAGAUGGAAAUGAUGGGUAUGGAAAUGAUGGAUAUGGCAAUGAUGGGUAUGGGAAUGAUGGACAUGGAAAUGACAACAAUGAAGGAGACUGCUGGGGCGAUAACUGUGGCGACAAUGGUGGUUGGAACGACGACUACUACAACAGCAACAACAGCAAUGGUGGAUGGAAGAAGGAGUAA
Messenger RNA from Zymoseptoria tritici IPO323, 633 nucleotides. RefSeq lists its product as uncharacterized. Bases 1 to 633 code for a protein of 210 amino acids. Lineage: Eukaryota; Fungi; Ascomycota; Dothideomycetes; Mycosphaerellales; Mycosphaerellaceae. The transcript is spliced from 2 exons. The record is from RefSeq and is a predicted model, not a curated record.